Ectocarpus sp. CCAP 1310/34 is the source of this 577-nucleotide messenger RNA. NCBI's taxonomy places the organism in Eukaryota, Phaeophyceae, Ectocarpales, Ectocarpaceae. The record is from the annotation of a GenBank genome assembly.
CUUCCUUUCCAGCGGUGGAGGAGCUCACUCGAGAAAACCGCGGAAAGUUGUUGGACAUAAAACGCCUCCUCGGAAAACCUGCUGCUGAUUCCGUUCGUCUCGGCACUGAGCUUGCCGACAGGGAAAAGCUGCGGGAGCUCGACAGGCUGGUAGCGAUGGCCAAGACUCUGGGCUAGAUGAUGUCCAGACAUCCCGAGGACGAGGGCUUACAGCGGAAGGAGACGGGUUUAGCCCGGGGUCCCAAGGAGUACUACACUGCCAUCAGAGGUGGCGUACGCAACGCGUACCUCGCUGCCGGCGUUGUCGUCAGCGGCUUGGUGUCGACGAGCAAGAUCGGUGCCAUCGGCAAGGAACGUUCUUCGUGGAUAGUACAUUAGCCCGAGGAUGUGUGAUACGUAGGAAAGUGCAUUGGUCCGUUCCAUGCAUCGGUCCGUGUUCGGUUUAUAUGCGUGAUCGGGCGGAUGCCCAAGCGUGCUGCUGCUGGGAUGCUGUGCACCCACCCAGCUCACUCCACCUUUUGACCUGUUCUCCUGGUCCAAGGUCUCAUCAAUACAACAUCUUUUCCCCAGAAGCCACG